GCAUUUCACUCUGCGGGGCCAUACUCUAUCCUGUCACCAUAAUCGACAUCGUUGGCUAUUGUGUACAAUUGGAACGAGGGGUAGCAGAGACGUCAUUUUCCGACAUUUGCUUUUUCACAAGUAGCAAAUGCAAG
Messenger RNA from Paraglomus brasilianum, 134 nucleotides. The record is from the annotation of a GenBank genome assembly. NCBI's taxonomy places the organism in Eukaryota, Fungi, Glomeromycota, Glomeromycetes, Paraglomerales, Paraglomeraceae.